AUGGAUUUCUUGGCAAAAGGUACUGCGAUUACAGAACCUUAUUACGAUUCGCUGCUACAGAAAUUGCGGGAGGCUAUCAAGACUAAGGGGCUUGGAAUGUUGACCAAAGGUGUCUGUCUCCUACAAGGCAACGCCCCUGUUCACAACUCUCUCAUUGCCCAUUUGGAAGCACGGUCCUGUGGCUACGACAACCUUCCUCAUCCUCCUUAUUCUCUUGACCUUGCACCCUGUGAUUUUCACCUCUUUCCGUCCAUUAAGUCAUUUUUGGAGGGCAAACGUGUCCAAGAUGAUGAGACCUUGAUUUCUGAAGUCACUUCAUGGCUUCAAACGCAACCUGCGGACUUCUACUAG
Molecule: messenger RNA, 351 nt
Organism: Penaeus monodon (black tiger shrimp)
Lineage: Eukaryota; Metazoa; Arthropoda; Malacostraca; Decapoda; Penaeidae
Product: histone-lysine N-methyltransferase SETMAR-like
Exons: 1
Coding region: 1-351 (116 amino acids)
Molecular function (GO): nucleic acid binding
Source: RefSeq, a predicted model, not a curated record